AUGUCAUUCUCCCACAAACAAGACCCAAAGACCUUAGUCUUAUUCGAUGUUGACGGUACUCUCACCCCAGCCAGAUUGGAAAUCUCCGACGAAAUGAGACAGACCUUGAAGAAGUUGAGAGAAAAGGUUGUUAUUGGCUUUGUUGGUGGAUCCGACUUGUCCAAGCAAGUUGAACAGUUGGGAGCCACCGUGUUGGAAGACUUCGACUACUGCUUUUCCGAAAACGGUUUGACUGCCUACAAGUUGGGCAAGGAGUUGGCCUCCCAAUCCUUCAUUGGCUGGAUUGGUAACGAAAAGUACAACAAGUUGGUCAAGUUCAUCUUGAGACACUUGAGUGAAAUUGACAUUCCUGUCAGAAGAGGUACCUUCAUCGAGUUCAGAAACGGUAUGAUCAACGUUUCCCCUGUCGGUAGAAACGCCUCCACUCAGGAAAGAAACGAGUUCGAGGCCUACGACAAGGAACACAAGAUCAGAGAGACCUUGGUCAACGCCCUUAGAGAAAACUUCGCCGACUACGGUUUGACCUACUCCAUUGGUGGCCAAAUUUCCUUCGAUGUUUUCCCUACCGGUUGGGACAAGACCUACUGUUUGCAACACGUUGCUGAGGAAAACUUCAAGGAGAUCCACUUCUUCGGCGACAAGUCUUACAAGGGCGGUAACGAUUACGAAAUCUACGAAGAUGAAAGAACCAUUGGUCACGCUGUCAACAGCCCAGCUGAUACCAUCAGAAUCUUGAACGAGCUUUUCAAGUUGUAA
Molecule: messenger RNA, 756 nt
Organism: Suhomyces tanzawaensis NRRL Y-17324
Lineage: Eukaryota; Fungi; Ascomycota; Pichiomycetes; Serinales; Debaryomycetaceae
Gene: PMM1
Product: phosphomannomutase
Exons: 1
Coding region: 1-756 (251 amino acids)
Biological process (GO): protein N-linked glycosylation; GDP-mannose biosynthetic process; mannose metabolic process
Cellular component (GO): cytosol
Molecular function (GO): phosphomannomutase activity
Source: RefSeq, a predicted model, not a curated record